CAAAAAAUAAUAGUUGUCAGUUCUUUCCAAGUCAUAGGGUAUAGUCUACUUUUAAUGGAUUCAUUUUCUAGGUUUGGUCGAUAACUUAAUGUCUUUAAAUGGCCUGAUAGUUUAAAAAUUUCGCGUGAAGUAUCUGACAAAUACCAUGAAUGCUUAAGAUUUUCCGUCAUCCUUUGAUGUCGAAAACGCGAAAGAGGCUAAUUAAUUGCUUCAUCCUGUAUGUAUGGAAAAUGUAUAUAUUUCAGUAAACAAAGCGCGGGUUUUGCAUUGAAAUACUGACGACUCAUGGACAUUGUGUGACAAGUGAAUGGUCGGGACACUGCUAUGUAAUAACAAAUCCGCACACUUGAUUCGUUGAUUCGCUUUUUUCAUUUUCUCAUGUAUUGCAUUCUGCGCAGAUCUCCGCCGGAUCUUUGAAGGCGCCGCAUCACCUGGGAUCUGUCAUACAUUUAAAAGUAAGCCAGCGGUGCGGGCUCCUCUCUAGCGCCAACACGUGGGCGAGCGGUGGGAGGGACAAGCGGUGAAAGUUCCAUGACGUCUGCGCCGACAGAGGGGGUGAUCAAGGGGCUCUCAGCCCUUACCGCACAAAACCCUUUCCGAGGCUGAACCCAGGACCACAGGAGGGUCAGAGGGGCAUGGAGACCCUGGCAGAUUCAGGGGACCCAGCAGGUGUGAGGGGCCCCAAAAUGUAUUGUCAGCCUCCCCCUAUAUACUGGGGGUUCUCUAGCAGUGGCCCAAAGUGACAUUUUAUCAAGGGGGGCAGAAUCUCUAUCUUUGUCUCCAGCAGUGCCUCUAGAUACCAUGUUAAUUGUGCGGGCAAGCAGAUGGAAACAACACAGGAAUGAAUUCAUUUGUUGUGUUAAGCCUGAUUUGUAUGAACUUGUUUUGAAAGCGAGCAAAUCAGCGAGAUGGUAAAAAUGUGCCAAACUGUGAAGAAAUCUGGUAUAAGCAAGGAAGACUUUUGUAAUAAAAUCAGCACCACCUAGGUGGACUCAUGUGAGGUCAAGAUGCAGCAGCCAGCCGCUGAAGAAUACCCUUCUGGAGAAGACAAUUAAUAUGUCCGCAGAGUCAGGAGCUCUUUGACCAUCAUCCCUUUGGACAUUCCCUGCAGAGCAAAGGCUGAACAUGGAGCCACCUGAAUCGGGUGUCGGGCAAACAUCUAAAGUGGAGACCCGAGAGAGGAAGACGGACGAAGGCGCAGGCAUUUCGGCACCCACAGUCAGCACCAAAAGAAGCACUUUUGCGGAUUCAAAAGGGAAAGGUUAUGCACAGCUGGGCUCGCGAAGAUGUUUGGCAGAAGAGCAUUUUGGCAAAGAGCUUUCUUCUGUGGCGGGCCAGUCGCCUCUAGAAAGACAGUGCACACAGCGUUGUCCUCGCGGUUACUCCUACCGCUUACGGCAUUCGAACCAACAGAAGCCUAAGCAGAAAGGGUCCCUGGCGGGGGCGAAACCACCGGCUGACCCGGAAAUGCUUGCCUCGCCAUUGAUUGGCCAGUUGCAGCUCCACGCGUCAGGGCAACAGGCUGAUCUCCCUUGCAGGAACUCUCCGCGCGUACCUACCUCUUUCAGCCAGACUUCCCAGUCAGGGAUCGAUCAGCUAGGGGGCAUGCUCAGGAAAGUGCCAAAAUCAAAGAAACCCGGAAAAUAUGUCUGUCAUUAUUGCGGAAGGGCUUGCGCUAAGCCUAGUGUGUUAAAAAAACACAUUCGGUCCCACACAGGAGAACGGCCGUACCCGUGUAUUCCUUGUGGUUUCUCCUUUAAGACCAAGAGCAACUUGUACAAACACAAAAAGUCACAUGCUCAUAGUGUUAAGGCAGGGCUGAUCCCAUUCUCGGAGCUGACGUCUGUGUGUAAAGGUGUCGAUCCGUCAUCGCUGGGCGGAGAAGCCGAAGUGCACUCCGAUUACGAGCAGAACACUGACACAGAUGAAGAGUCUGCCGCGUUCUUGAGCAAAGGCAGCCCCGUCCCUCGCAUAUCUCUCGCGGCAGACAGAAGCAUCAUGGCAAUUGGACCGGACUGUACUCAGUCAGCUGAAGAGCUGAUAGCGACGCCUAAGGAGGUUCCCAUUGUUGUCGCGUCAGAACGGGGAAUCCCGUGCACGGUGGGGGAAUGCCCUUGGUUCACAGAUAUCAAUAUCAGUGGUCAUCGGAGUAGUGGGGAUGAGUUUCCCACUAUCAAACAGAAACUGGCUCUGAGGCUCACUGGGAAAAAAGGGCAAGACUCUGGAACUUCUAUGAACCUUCUGAGCCCACACAGCAAAGGCAGCACCGACUCGGGCUACUUCUCACGCUCAGAAAGCGCCGAGCAGCAGAUCAGCCCACCCAACACAAACGCUAAAUCCUAUGAGGAAAUUAUGUUUGGAAAGUUUUACAAACUUGGCCCAAGGUCCAGGCAGACCGUUCCAAUGGCGAUGGCCAAAGUCACCAGCCCAGACAGAAAUAUUAUUAAUAUACAGGACAAAUCGAACACGACGCCAGGUUCAGGAAUAGGCAAGGCUUUGGAGUGUCAUAAAUCCUGUCAUUACACAAAAGAUGAGAAAUUAAUUAACCCAAUUCAUCAGAAUGUUACCACAUUUUUGAGGGAUGAUGUAGAUUCACAAAUGAAAAUAAGCUCAUUCCCUAGGCAGUAUUCUCCCAAUUUCUGCCAAAUUGCCACAAGUCCCUCAGAAGUUGUGCCUGACACCGGGCCUCUGGUGAGAAGCAACUCAGUGCCAACGCCGCCAGCAGGGAACCUAAGUGCGCCGCAAGGAUUACAGGGGAGUCACUCAUUUGAUGAGAGGAUGACCUCUGACACUGGCUUUUAUCGGAGUUCAGUGGGUCUGAGGAGGCUUAGGAGACAAGCUGCAUUUGAGUUCAUUGCCCACGAGGGACACAUGGAACAUGAUAACUCAGGAACCAGUUCCAAAAACAUUUUUCCACCACCUGGGACAGUACAAUUAGACGAACAUAUUCCUUCAUUGUCAGACUUAAAAGGACAUGGCUCAUACUCUUCUAGCAUAGAGGGCUACCCUGAAGUUCUGGGUCAGGUCAGAGUUAUGCAUCACAAACAGGUGACCGAAAUCGCCACGAGAAAACGAAGGAAGAAAAAGAGUGUCGGCGAUGAAGAAGACUUCCCCAUUCAACAUGACAAUGAUUUUGACAGUUCGGUUGAGAUGCUUGCUACCGAGUACGAUUCAAAACAAGAACAUCAGGAUGGUUUCAGAAGAGCAUUUACUGGUAUAGGACAGCUGUACAGUAUACAUAGGGAACCAGAGAAUUUAGCUACUGGUACCUGCAUGGCAACAGAUGAAACAGUGCUCAUUUCAGACCUUGACAGGAAGACUGGAGGGAAUGUAAUUUCAGUUAUUCAGCACACAAACUCUUUAAGUAGGCCCAGCUCUUUUGAGAAGUCGGACUCAAUUGACCAAACUUUCCACCCACUGGGUACACUCGCUGGCCAGUAUUUGGAGCAGUCCGACUCGGAAAAACCUGGAGAAGCGCAUGGUUCAGACCCGAAAAGGUCUAGCCACACGGAGCUGCAACAGAUGGGCAGCGAACCAGCAGACCAAUCUUAUCGGUUGCCGCACAAACUGGUCCGUCAAGCUAACAUCCAAGUGCCUGAAAUCAGAGUGACAGAGGAGCCCGACAAACCAGAAGAGGGGCCAGAUACAUCAAAUAAAGAAUCGGAGAAGCAUGUGGAGGACUUCCAAUGGCCGCAGAGAAGUGAAACCCUGUCUCAGCUUCCUGCGGAGAAGUUGCCUCCGAAAAAGAAACGACUGCGCCUGGCUGAAAUGGAACACUCCUCUGGGGAAUCUAGCUUUGAAUCGACCUGCACCAGCCUCUCCCGGAGCCCCAGCCAAGAGAGUCAUUUGUCUCCCAGCUCAAGCUUCUCAAUGUCAUUUGACAGGGAGGAAAGUAAUAAGUCGGCCUCGCCGGCUAAGCAGGACGACUUUGGCAAGCAGUCCGAGUUCUUAACUGUGCCAUGCAGCGGACGCACUCUCCCUGUACGCAACCAGUCCCAGCGGAAGGAGGUGAGGCGCUCCUCUUCGGAGCAGACAGCGUGUGUCUUAAACGCAGAGGUGCCGGAGAUCCGCAGCAAGUCGUUCGACUAUGCGGGGCUGUUGUCUUCGUCGAACUUGGGUGACGUCUAUGGUAGCGCUUCAGCAAUGAAGGAACGCAGACGGGGUUAUCUAGUUAGACAGGCACCGCUAAGCGUAUAUCCCGAAUCCGUCACGCAAGACAAGGGCUUAGAUUUGAAAAUUAAGGAAGAACAACUAGAAAGCAACAGUUCCCCUCUAUUACACAGCCUAUGGCUGAGUACUCCCUCAUCUUUGACCGAAAGACCGAACGGCUCCCCGGCUUACGAUGUGGCUUUAUCGAGCAAAGGUGAAGACAGCCAUCCAGGGACAGGUUUCCUGAAGCAGAGAACAUCUCACUUGCUGGAGCAUCAACGUGAACAUUGGUCAACUGAAGCCCUUAAAAAAGAGUUGAUAGGGAAACCUGCCACCCUGUCGCCUCAGUCAGAAGUGUUCUGUCAGUCGGAGUUAACACAGAGACCGUAUCUUCCAAGGGCUUCUCCUUGGAGUCUCAGUGAUCUCCUGUCUAAAGCCUUUUCUGGUAGCACAGGGCUUCUGCAACCAUUUCAAACUAUCCUACCCCCUGAAAUUGCUGGUUCUCAGCCACCUCCACCGGACACGUCAGUUCCUGUCAGGAUUCAAACACAGGUGCCAUCUUUUGGUAGCGUCAUGUAUACAACCGUCUCCCAGAUACUAGCUACCCAUUCCCAAAGUAACAGUUCAGCUAUGGCUAUUUGCAAUGUCAAGGAUAAUACUUCGUACACAAAGACCAGUUCAAAUGAUGGAAAGGUGUUUAGUUUACCCCAUAUAUUAAGUAAUGCUAAUGAACCUGUGCAUUAUCCAUUAUGGAAAUUACAAGAAGUUAAGCCUGCCAGAAUGAACACAGGAAUUCCUCUGACUUUGACCUCUGGAACCAUCUCAACCACUGAUGCUUCAGGUACUGGUGGAAAUAAACGCAUAUUAUCCCCAGCCAAUAGCGUGGAGCUCUUCAUUGAAACCAAACAGCAAAAACGCGUUAAGGAGGAAAAAAUGUACGGUCAGAUUGUGGAAGAGCUCAGUGCUGUGGAGCUCGACAAUACCCGUGUGACAAAAGCCAGCGGGAAGUCACAGAAGUCUGACCUUAAGAGCCGUGGGUCAGCUGACUACCAGAAGAGAAUGUCAGCUUCACCGCUGUUACAUUUACCCUCCACGGUCGUCGCCUUACCUGCAGCCGAACCUCAUUUACAAGGGGUAGUAGACACCCGCGAAGGAAUGCAUUCCCCAGAGAGCCUAGACAUUGAUGAACCUUACCCACCUGCAGCUGAAAUCCAAGAGAUGAUGGACAGUAAGGCACCCUUAAAGAUGCUGGUAGAGAUUGCUACCAGUCAAGAUAGCACUAUCAUGGGGAGUACGAUUUUGCUCGCUGAUGUUGGUCGUGACCAAAUGAUUUCUCAGUUCCCUAGUCUUUGCACGUCCACGAGUGUGAGCUGGUGUUUCUUGAAUUAUACAAAGCCAAACAUAGCUCAGACCAGCUCCAUCGCCUCUGUUUACGGUUCUUGGUUUGUAAGCUCUUAUAAUCCAAAUCCACCUGACCUAAACACAAAGACAAGCCUAGCAUUGCUGCGUUCCAAGCAGAGGAAGACUGCAGAGUCAUACACGACGGCUUCCAUGUAUCCGCAGGGAACUGGGAAAGUUGUUUCCUCGCUCUUGUGGAAACAGAAGUUUGACCAGGAGAAACCAGAAGUCAUGCAGCUAGAUGUGAAGCUGGAGAAAAGAACAAAAGAGUCCAACGUCAGAGAGCGAGUAGCUGAGGGCAACAGGCACAAGGAGUCUUCAGCAAAGACGGCCGAGCCAAACCGCAUCAAGAUUUUUGAAGGAGGGUACAAAUCCAAUGAAGAUUACGUCUAUGUGAGGGGCCGGGGCAGGGGGAAGUACAUCUGCGAGGAAUGUGGCAUCCGCUGCAAGAAGCCCAGCAUGCUGAAGAAGCACAUCCGCACACACACCGACGUCCGGCCAUACGUCUGCAAGUUCUGCAAUUUCGCCUUCAAGACGAAAGGAAACCUGACGAAACACAUGAAGUCCAAGGCACACAUGAAGAAAUGCGUGGAGCUUGGCGUGUCUUUGACGUCUGUGGAGACACCAGAGGCCGAGGAAGCUGACAAUGUGGAUGAAGGACAGCGGGCACCUUGGAAGUCAGACCGAACGGGAGUAAUUGCUGAGCACCAGUUCUCUGACGCCGAUGACUCUGAAGGGGUCGAAGAGGAAGCUGAUGAGAAUGAGGAGGACGAUGAUGAGGAUGAAGAUUACGAGGGCGACUCCACACCCCGGACACGUUCCCGAAGCACAAGCCCCCAGCUGUCUGGGUCACCCUCUGUGCCCAUCACUGCCUCCGCGGUGUCCCUGGGGGCCUCUUCGGACUUCCCAUACCCAGCUGCCAGGCAGCCACUCUUCGGGCUGCCUGACAUCCAGCUAAGACAAAAAGGUGAUAGGGCUUGCAGGGCACAGAUGGUGGAGGGCCAGAGGUCCACGCAAGGGCUGACAGGCGAUGAGCAUGAGAAAAGCCUUAAUAUGGCUGGCUGCUUGGACAAGACCUCUGCACUGUCACCAGAACACAGCUUCACUACCACCGAUUUCUCUCCAUCUAGUCUGCCAUCCCCUGGCUACGACUCAUCACCACACAGGGAGCCCUCGCCCACACCGCACAGGUACCUGUGUCCUUCGCGGGAACUCCUAUCCCAGGGGCACCUGAGGCAUGUGUCUCCAAAGAAGGACGUCUCCAUCAGGCGGGGCUUCUCUCCACGAGCGCACUCCUCCACUGACCUGAUCGCUAGGCCUGUGUCGCCGGGAAGAGACAUAACUUGCAAACGUGAGCUGUCUCCCAGGAGUCGACACCGAGGCACCAUAAGGCCUGUGUCACCUCGGAGGGGAAUGCACCAUCACAGCGUCCCCUGGAACCAGGGAUCGAACCUACCGUCAGAAUUUACCACAUUCGACAGUCGCUCAGAUGUAAACAUGGAGCAGAGGAAAAGCUCUCCCCAAACAUCACACCUUCCCAGUGAAGACCACCGCAGCUUAGUACCUCCAAGUACCCAGCAGGGUCUCUUCAGUCAUCUCCCCAUGCAUUCCCAGCUUCUGGUACGGACUCCGGUCUCCACCGUGCCCAUUGGGGGGAUCCAGAUGGUCCCAGCAGCACCGCUGUCUGCCGGAGGUCUGCUGAAGAACACGCUUAGCGAAGCCGUUGCCGGCACCGUGCCCUUCCGGCAUGGCGAAGCUAGCCGUAAAGUGGCGGGCGUCUUUCCCGGAAAGGAGGAGGGGCUGUCCGUUCCCACCCCCCAGAGAGUCAGCCAGGAUGCCGGGGACAAGGCCGGCGUGCCGGACGAGAGUGUGCAGAUCUGCAUGAAGGCCAUCGCCUCCCUCAGGAUCAGCGCGGAAGAAGCCGCGCAUCCCGAUGACCGCCGGAAGCAAGAGCAUCCCGAUGACCGCCAGCCGCCUUCCCCGGCUUCCCAUCCUCGCGUGAAUUCCUGAGACGACACACGGGUCACAGAUGCAGCACUGUAGCGGUUUCCGAUAUCCGCACUGUCCCAGGACUGACGUGUCAGCUUUCCCCCACCCCUGGCCGACUCGGCUCUGGACGGCUCGGGCUUGGCGUAUCCUCCAUCGCCCUGGGCAGCCUUCUGCACUGCGAGUUCCAGGAAGAGAUUUACUGGCAAAAUGACCUGAGGGCAUUACCAAUAAGCACAACAAAAACUGGACAAGGAGUCACGGAUCACAGGCAAAAAAUGGAUAAUACACGCAAACACAUACACAAACACACAGAAUUCAAACACCAUACAUUGGUACUGAAGUCUUUACAUAUACCAAUAAUUUAAUAUUGUAGUUUGAAUGUAAAGUACUGUAUUGCAUGCCUUUUAUAACAUCGAAUUCCAGUAAUUACGAGUUAAAAAGUGGUUGUGUAUGGUUAUACUGUAUAUAUUGACAUGUAUGUCUGGCCAAAAUUGCUCAUAGAGGUUUUUUGUCCAAUCUGGUACUUCUCAAUGUUAUGAUAUGUGUGCCUUUUCUUUAUUUUUGUGCUAUGAUUAAGUCUAUAUUGAGAAUGGAGAGAUGUACAUAUAUUUCGUUUGUGUAAAUUACCUUUGUAAUAAAUUUGAACUUAACAGGAGUCUGAGAGAUGUGAAGUAUUAAUACACGUGAGGUUGCACUGAAACAUAUUUUUACAUGAAUGGAGUCUAAAUAUUUUUGUGUACAGCUGCUACUCUGAAAUUGUAUUUACGGUGGUAUGUAAUUAUUAUCGUUGCCUCUUUGUAUGUAUCGAUCUCUGUCACUAAAUCUGAAAAACAAAUACGGAAUAUGUAUAGUGUAAAAUUGCUUUAUGUAUAAUAAACCUUAAUGUCUGUAUAUGCAUAUAUAUGAUGAGAUUAACAUUUUAAGAUCAUGUUUGGUGCAUUUGUUGCAAGGUACUGCUGCUAUAAAUAUGUAUAUGAAAUUUUAACGAGCAAAGAUCUUAGGGUACUAUCGUAAUAUAUAACAGAUUGGAAUUUUAAAAAGUGCUAGCAUUUUAAAUGAAUGUUUGUUAAAUGUGUACAAAAAUGAAAAUAAACAGCACUUUUUCUUGA
Brienomyrus brachyistius is the source of this 8645-nucleotide messenger RNA. It is a transcript of the gene hivep2b, whose product is annotated as HIVEP zinc finger 2b. Bases 1126 to 7557 code for a protein of 2143 amino acids. The record is from RefSeq and is a predicted model, not a curated record. Gene Ontology annotation, molecular function: RNA polymerase II cis-regulatory region sequence-specific DNA binding; DNA-binding transcription factor activity, RNA polymerase II-specific. NCBI's taxonomy places the organism in Eukaryota, Metazoa, Chordata, Actinopteri, Osteoglossiformes, Mormyridae. The transcript is spliced from 8 exons. Gene Ontology annotation, cellular component: nucleus. Gene Ontology annotation, biological process: regulation of transcription by RNA polymerase II.